UGCUAUUCACUGGAAGUUAAAUAAAACCAUGUUUCCACAUUCAUCAUAUUUUGCUCUUUGCUCCAAGGGAGGUUUGAAAACACUUUUUAGAAGAACUUGAAUGAUGCAGUUACAGGUAUUGUCCUCUCCAGAAAAUCUUCAUCCUGAAGAUGGAUACAUAAAAGUUGUUUGCAUUUCAUUUUACUGCAUUUCUUUCCUGUGUACUUCAGUUCUAAACAUCAUCUGAUGAUAAUAUUCUGGCUGCAGCAUUCAUGUUUUCUAUAGGGGUUUAGUUUUCCAUUUGUUGCCUUGUGGUGGUGUGGUUUGUGACUGCAGAGAUGGUGGCAGGUUGCACGGGGUGAGUGUUGUCUGUGCCACAACAGAGCCAGCAUACAUCUGCAAACCGAGGAGCCCCGCUGGAAACGUCGGCAGGAAUCUCUUCACACUGUACCUGCUGCCUUGUUCACCUGGUCAGCGUACCAGAUUGCUCUGGCUUUCUGUCCUCUGCUGAAAGCUAUUUGCACGGAAUGCUGAAAGGCUCAGAGAAACAACUGAAGUAAUUUCUGAGUAUUUUUAGGAAUUCUGUCUACAGGCCAGAAUGUUCAGUUAGGAAACAUACUCAAUACAUCAACUGAUGUCAUGGCAAUGAUGAAGUGCAGUUUGUAAUUACAAAUGAAUGAUCACCAUUAACUGGGCAGUUCCCAGGCAGAUAUGUUAGUUAUUUUCUAACUUAAUUUAAUAAGAGAGGAUAAUUUAAAAGAAAUUUCUCUAAAUGUGUUAAUAGGAAAAAAAAAGGUAUUUCAUUUUCUUGCAUCGGUGUGUAACUCACAAACAAGAGAGGCUUUUCUGAAAGGAAAGAAAGCAAAGGGGAAAAUAAGGGGAAAAUACCGUAGCUGUGGCCAAUGUACAUUCACUGUGCUUUUCAUUGCUUCUCCAGCUGAAAUUGCUACAGCAGGGAAAAUAAAAAUGAUGAAUUUAAAAAAUAAAACCAGAAGGCAUCCGAGGAAUGUUGACUGCCACAUGAUGCUCAUUCCUCUUGGGGGUAAAGCUUCAUCUGGUGAAAACACCCUGACUGCAGAUGAUCAUGAAACCAUAGCUGACCAGACACAGCUGGACCCAGUGGAGUGUGUGAGUCUUGCCUCUGAGGAGACAAACCUGGGUGAGCGUUUGCCAGGAGAGGAGCCUGCAGCCAUGAUUCUGGCCAUGGAGGAGAAGAUGGAUUCAGUCAGUAAAAGGGAGGAGCCCGAGGGCACCGAGCCCCUGCCUGCGCAAGAGGAGGAGAGCUCUGAGCUGCCAACUGUGUGGCAAGAGGAGAGCAAUGGACCUUCACCUCCAGCACCUGGAGAGGAUGCGGGAGCACCAUCGCCAGGACCAGCAGAGGACAGUGGACUGGUGGACAGUGACAGCUCUGUAGUGGAAAUCAUCAAGAAAGUACAUAUUACUGAAGAGGACCACCUCAUUGAGGGUGAGACGGGAGAACAGGUGGAAACUGAGCUGCUCAGUGAGACAGUAAGCAGGGGGUCUGAAACAAAAGAAGAAACAGGAGAAGCUGUGGAUAGUGCAGCAGCAACAGAGAUAGCCCUGAGAGAUGUACCAUGCACCUUGAAGAUCUGAGGAGUGGAGGAACCCAGGAUGCCCCAAGAACUUCCACCUUCAGCUGCAUCUCACGGUUGGUUUCCUCCUGCAAGCUGAAAAUUCCACCAGCACCUAUGCCAGUACAGCCCUGCUCCCAAACACAGGAGAUGAAAUCAGCAUGGGAGCAUGGGAGCCAUGCUGCCUACCUGUGUGUUAGAUCAUGAGCUGCAGCAGUUAUAUUGAACAAUAUUAAAGCAUAAACCAAGAGGAGUUCAGUGGUAGAGAACAGCAGCAGUAAUAGCAACAGAGGAAGCUGCACUUGGAAACAGACUAUGAAUAUACAAGGGAGUCAAGAAAACUUGCUCACCACAAAGUCACUCUUUCUACCACUGUUGUUACAAGGAAGACAAGUGACAAUACACAUUCUUACCUCACUGUCCAACUUCUUCAGGUCAUUAAGCCUGGAAAGAAUAUAAGCCACUCAAUGAUUCAACAGUAUCAGCUCUUCCUGGUAAUCUUCAGUCCCUACAUACUCUACAAUUACAACAGAUGAAAGCUAUUUUUCCUUUCUCAUAUAUGAAAUAUGUUUGAUGCUGUCUUGAAUGGGAGAUGUUAUAUCCCCUAAAUUACUACAAGAUCAAAUGCAGUUGAUAGAUGCAUGCUGAACAUCCCUGCCUUGAGAAAUACAUAUGGGUCUAGUAAUCAUGGUUUGUGUGAUCCCAAAGGCAUAAAGGGCCAAAAUACAUGCAGUUAUCUGCCUCUGCAAACUUGGGAAAUCAGAGAGGUUGCCAAGGGCAGAAAUUGGUCUGUGGAUCAAACAGCUUUCUCAUGUUAAAGGCUGAGAAGAGGAUAUGCUCCAAUGUCUGUGUUUACAAGAUAAUACCUCCAGAGAUAUGGCAAUAUAUCUUAGUUAUUGGUUUGGUUUUAAAUGUAAUCAAAAUACAAAAUAAUAUUCAAAAAUGUUUAUCAAAAGCUAGACAAUCUUCAGCCCUUCACUUCAUCCAAGGUAGAAGUAAUCAUUCCAUGCGACAGGAAGCGCUGGGCAAGACAUUUAGAAAGAACAAACUGAAUUUCCAAGCUAACGGGUAAGUUCUGGUAGGAAUUUUGUUUCAGUUACAAUAAAGACAGCCCUAGAAGAGGUUAGAUUUGCACGCUGUCAGCUAUAUGCAGGCACACAUUCUCAGGAUCCCAGAUAUGCGGCAAUCUGGCUGGCGGGGACUGGCUCUUUCAUUCAGUGAGGAACUGCUUCCAGGUACAAACUGCAAGAAGAGUAAGGUGCUUGUAGCAGAAGAUUGGGGCAGUUUGAUUAUAUGCUUGAGCAGAGAACAAACGUUUAUGAAAAGUAGGUACUGAAAUUAAUUUUUGCAUUGUUUAAUCUGUUGAGAAUACAGUAAAUUAAAACUGCUAAAAGAAACCUAGCAGAACAUGCUGAAGUAUUGCUUUACUUUCACACAGAGGACCUGUUUUGUUGUUUAAGUAAUGUGAUUGAAACAAAUUUUACGUGGUGAAAUUAGGAUGCCCCAUGCUGAAUUACAACUUCAUAUUUUGCAUGCUAGCUGUUCAGUCUAGCAAACAAAAAGAUAAAGUGUAACUUCCCUCUGGUUAAAACAGCAUUUAUUAAAUGUUUGUGUACUUUGGUGAGCUAAGACCUAAGUGAUAGCCAUGAUACUUGCUUUUUAUAGGGGAGAAUGAUGGGGCUUAACCUUGUUGUUUUAAAGAAUAGAAUCAAAUCAUAUCACUCUGCUUAAAAAAAAAUAAUAAAAGUUUUAAACUUCUCUAUGGAAGGCUCAUGGUUUAUGUUGAGAACUUCUAUGCUAUAGCUGUAAAUAAGAGAGUUUAUUUCAGUUAUUCUAGAAUUCCUAUAACUGAAGAAUACAUAUUUAGAUCCAAGCCAUCUAAGAAACUGUGCAACUGGUCUCCACCUAAAAGCUAAACAAUCAGAGCCAAAAGUGGAUUUUAGUUCUUGACUUCUUGCAGAAUGGCACCUACUUACUGAUACAAACAUUUUCAAUGGAAGUAUGUGUUGCAUCUUAUUAGCAUGCAUUGUUUUUCAGGUGUUUCACUUACAUUUCAGUCUCAGACUGUCCCUUACUGGCACUAGCGUAUUUACAUCACUUUGUACCAGUGAAGUCACCCAAGGGAGUUCUGGACAGGACUUCUACCAGCAAAUGAACAAGAGAGCACAUAAAGAA
Molecule: messenger RNA, 3746 nt
Organism: Pezoporus occidentalis (night parrot)
Lineage: Eukaryota; Metazoa; Chordata; Aves; Psittaciformes; Psittacidae
Gene: ERICH5
Product: glutamate rich 5
Exons: 4
Coding region: 946-1593 (215 amino acids)
Source: RefSeq, a predicted model, not a curated record